UUGUAUCAUGGAAAGAGGUCUUGUGACCAAGGUCUGGUCUAUUCUUCAGUGGUUUGUAUUCUCCUUUGCUGCUCUUGGCAUAUUUGCUAUCAGUCUGGUUCCCUAUACGGAUAUUGACUACGCCACGCAACAAAAAGUCUGGCCUCUCAUCAAAAGAUUGAAGCACAAGACUGAUUAUCUGGAGCUAGUGCACGCUUAUGGGCUGUUUAGAAGCAUGACUGGUGUUGGUGGCAGACCGGAAGUAAUCGUUGAAGGAAGCAACUCAUUGGAAGGACCUUGGAAGGAGCACACCUUUAUAAAUAUCACUAUACCAGGCUGCCGAAGAAUACUAGUAAUGUGUUUGAGGCUAUCCAUAAUGCUGGCUUGAUCAAGAAUUGGUGGACAAGAGAAUACACGGGAGAAUACCUGCCUAUCGUAUCUUUAAAUGAACCCUCCCUGGUCACAUGGUUAAACCACUUUGGUUAUGCUAAGAAUGAUCCAUGGCCUGAGCAUCCAUCUGGUAGACUGUACCACUUYAUCAAAUAUCUUCGUUCUCUGGCGCGGACCCUAGAUGCGGUUGUAUUCAUCCUAGUGUUGUUCCUGUCUGGUGUAGUCAUUGGCUGUGUUCUCUCUUGACCAACCAGUUAUAAACACUGAAUUCAGGUAGGGGAUAGGUAGAUAGAUAUGUUAAAUCACGAUAUAUUUAAAAAGUAGUAAUAAACUAAAUAGAAUUCUUUA
This is a messenger RNA of Actinia tenebrosa (Australian red waratah sea anemone), 717 nucleotides long. Its product is annotated as lipase maturation factor 2. Gene Ontology annotation, cellular component: endoplasmic reticulum membrane. The record is from RefSeq and is a predicted model, not a curated record. NCBI's taxonomy places the organism in Eukaryota, Metazoa, Cnidaria, Anthozoa, Actiniaria, Actiniidae. Gene Ontology annotation, biological process: protein maturation.